Messenger RNA from Cucurbita pepo subsp. pepo (vegetable marrow), 708 nucleotides. NCBI's taxonomy places the organism in Eukaryota, Viridiplantae, Streptophyta, Magnoliopsida, Cucurbitales, Cucurbitaceae. The record is from RefSeq and is a predicted model, not a curated record.
GAUGAUGAUGGUACAGCCUAUCUCGUUUACUCAUCUGAAGACAAUAGUGAGCUCCAUAUAGGACCUCUUUCAGAAGAUUAUCUCGACGUGACCAAUGUAGCGAAAAGGAUUCUCGUCGGCCAGCACCGGGAAGCACCGGCUUUGUUUAAACACCAGGGAACUUACUAUAUGAUCACAUCGGGUUGCACGGGAUGGGCACCAAACGAGGCACUGGCACACGCAUCAGAGUCGAUAAUGGGUCCAUGGGAGACGUUGGGAAACCCUUGUAUAGGUGGAAACAAGUUGUUUCGACUGGCUACCUUCUUCUCUCAGAGCACAUUUGUUCUUCCCCUACCUUCACACCCCGGCUUGUUUAUUUUCAUGGCAGACCGAUGGAACCCUGCCGACCUUAGAGACUCGAGGUACAUUUGGUUGCCGUUGAUGGUUGGAGGACUUGUCGAUCAACCCCUCGACUACAAUUUUGGGUUCCCUUUGUGGUCAAGAGUGUCGAUAUAUUGGCAUAGGAAGUGGAGGCUUCCUCAAGGCUGGAAUCCGUUGAAAUGAUACAAAAUGUUCGUCGUCUCCCACUCGAUGUACCAUACAAGAAAGUUUGUUUGAUUCUUUUGGUGUCCCAUAGUUUUCCUUACCAACUCAAUAAUGUUAACUAGUUCGUAUUAAAGGCACAUAAUUAACAACCCUUGAAUGAACUUAUAAAUCAUUUCUCCCUCA